UUUAUUGAAUUUCUUAGGCACAAAUGUCAGGGUUUGAAAUAUGAAUUCCAAAGAAGCACCUACUCACGAUGCACCAGCAUUACUUGGAUAUUGGCGACAACGACAAACUUUCUAUGCUAGAAAGGAUUCAAAUGGCACUCAACAAGGAGCAGCAGACCACCAUCAGCAAUGAUGGGUCUGACUCUCAUCAAAAAGGGGAGAAUACCCAUAAUUCAACAACUGAAGGUACCCCUCUUGUCGGAGAAAAUUCAGAGCCUGAAGAGAAAUCCGAACCAGAGGUUUCCAUCAUGGACAGGGCUGAUGUUCUCUUCAAAUACAUUCUCAGAUCUUUCAGAAAACACUACUGCAAAAGUUUUUAACGAUGUAACGCAGUACAGGAAAAGGAAGAGGAGAGUCACUCAGAAGCUUACCCUCCUAGGUGCUAUGAAAGAGUUUAAACAGGAGACUUUCCCUACUGUCGAACUACCUGACUUAGAAAUCUACUUGCUGUCACUAAUUACUCACAGAGUUUCCCCUCGGAUUCCGAAGAGAAAGAAGUGGGCAAAAAUAAAAGAUUUAAUGAAGACAACUUUGUACCAAUUCAAUCGUAAAAGACUGCAGACGUUCUUGUCUCACACUCAGUUUGCUUUCUUACUCUUGAAGUUCUUGGAGACACCUGACAUCCUGUCAACUCUUUCCAAAAGAUCUCAGCUAAUCAAAGAUGAGAAGUGCAGGGAGACCCUUGUACAUCACAUAAAUUUGCUGAAGGAAGAAUGCUCAAACAAAUUGAGCAACAAAUCCAACAAUUUUCUAGCCUAAUUUGCAGGCAGAAUGUAGGUGAUCACGGCUUGCUGAGGCUCUCUGCGAACCAGAGACCUCAGAUAUUUUUUAAAGCCACCCUAUCGGGCAUCAUACUUGUUUACUCGGAGCCCAAAUGUGUGGACGAAGCUAAGCUAGUUUCACCAACGUGGCUCUUUUUCCAAAACAAGUAAAUUUUCCUACCCCGUUUU
Moneuplotes crassus is the source of this 989-nucleotide messenger RNA. Lineage: Eukaryota; Ciliophora; Spirotrichea; Euplotida; Euplotidae. The record is from the annotation of a GenBank genome assembly.